Podarcis lilfordi (Lilford's wall lizard) is the source of this 8744-nucleotide messenger RNA. Lineage: Eukaryota; Metazoa; Chordata; Lepidosauria; Squamata; Lacertidae. The record is from the annotation of a GenBank genome assembly.
AUGGAGCUGUACCAUUCAUUGCCCUUCUUCAGCUAUCUCUUGGGAAAGUGCUUCAAAAAAGGCCUGGUGGGGAAGGGGUGAGUAUCUUUAAAAGUUGACAUCCAGAAAAUGGUCCUGGAAUGCACUUAGGCAGGCUCGCCUUGGGAAUUUGUGCAUGUCAUUCAUUUCUCGAUUAAGCUUUUGGAGAAGGGAUUCAUGUCAUUAUAAUUCUUUACUCCCCCCCUCCCCCAGAAGAACAUUUUCUCCUAAGUCAUUAAAUAACAUACUAAAUAGUUUUAAGAGUGUCCAUAGUGUAUCAAAAUACACACGACUAUCUUUUCUCUUCAACACCUGUCAUUAGUUAAGCACAGGUCACAAAUGGACACCCAGAUUUAGAAGAUAAGAGUUUAGCAUAUCUUUUUUAACAUUUAACAGUUUUCUUAUCCCUGAUCUCUUCUCCUGUUAGCUAUCUCACGUUAGGUUAUUUAAUGUCUGUCGUUAUGCACGGUACUUUAAAAGUCAGCUUUAUUUUUUGAGAGCACACAAACAUUACUAUUUUCUUUCACAUGAGCACUUCUUCUUCAGGGCUUGGAUUAUUUUAAUUUUUUUUCUUACAGGCUGUUACUGUUAAUGAAACUCGGGUUUACCGUAGGUGUUUCUUUUGCUCUCUGUUGGCUCCCGUUUUGUACAGACGUUGAACAAAUUUUGCAAGUGUUCAGAAGGCUCUUCCCAGUUGAUCGAGGUUUGUUCGAGGUAUGCCUCAUCUUCCCUGCCCUGCCCCCUUACAAGCUUCUUGUAAAUGUUUUAUAUUUUUAGCUCCCUUGAGAAACCUUCACUUUGACCCUUAGGGAUUUCAUGUGGAAGAUACACCAGAAGGCUAGUAAUAUGAUCUGGCUUCUCUGACCGUCAUUUCUUGCCAGUUAUUUAAUCCAGCGUUUAACCCCUAGCUCAGCUGGCAUCUUCCAGGAUAUUAUAUGAGUAGACAACAUUUAUCCCAUCGUCAGAUCUAUAGCUCAGACGUACAUUUUUCCGUUUGACCAGAUUCCAUAGUAAUUAACAGCGUCCUUGCUCAAUCUUAUCUAGAGGGUCUAAAAAAAUGAAUACAUACUGGAUUCUCUUUUUUUUACUGUUCUAAAAUAGUCAUUGGACUGAUGCUAAAAUGUUACAUGCUUUAGAAGGCAUUGAGAUUCCUGAUUUGCUGUGUUGGAAAGUGCCAUCUUGCUUUGCUAAAGUAAGGCCUAAAGGUGUUGAGCAUAAAGUAUAUGAUUUUAUUACAGAUAUGACUUAUAUUAAGUGGUUUGCACCAGUGAGAGGGUGUGGGGAAGAGAGAGUGAGAAAUAGUGAUACAACUCAUCAGUGGACUUACUUCUGAAAACCAUUAACAUCCCUGGUAGUGGUGCUGGCACAUUGGUAGAAAAAUUUAGGCUCACUUGUAUGUUGACAUUUUACACGAAGUGUGAGGUAUAUAGAAAUUCACAAGCCAAAGAACUGUCAAGUAAUUUGGUGUGUUUACAUGUGUAUUUUUAGGGAGGCAAUAUAUGUAUUUUUUUGAUCCACAUUGCUAGGUUUCACUGAUGUUUUAUAAUGAAGAAACUUCACACGAUUUUAUCCAGGAUAGCUCAGGGAUUUUUGAUCUAAUGUUAGCUGAAAUGUUUUCUGAGCUGAGCAGAGGAGUGACUGAUUUGGAUAUUAAUCUGGAUAAACUGAGAAACUGUCUACGUAAGCAGUGCACAGUAAGUUUAUACUGGGUUGCCUGUGACAGGUUCUUUGAAUUGGUUCCCAUUUACAGAGAUGCCUGCAAGUGCUGAUAGUUGUAAAACUUCUCUGGCUAUUAAACAGGCAUCUUAUAUGUUUGUGGGUGCUGCCAAGCACUUGUCACCUUCAGCAAAUUUGCAGUGUGUGUUCUGUACACUUGUAAGUGAACAAGGAGGGAUGUCUCAGUUGUUGGUAGUAGCUUUCUUGCUGUUAUGUCUACACAGCUGUGAUUCAAGCAGCUGUUUAGGGAUGAGUUUCAUGAGCAUGCUAGCUGUGUGGUUACAAAUUUAAUUUGGAAAGUGAUCCUAGCACAACUGCUAAUGUCUUUAGACUUCUUGAUUUAUUAGGGUUAACUCUGUCAUUGCUAGCAACUAGCAAGCAGAGCUAAAUAUGUUCUAGUAGCAGAAUGUGGCAAAAUAUAGUGUGGCUUCACAUUUGCAAAAAAAAGUUUCAAACUUCUCUUACUUAAUAUGCUACAGUAUUGUUAUAAGAGAUUUUUCUAACACAGGCUCUGGCUCUUGUACUCAGUAACGUGCUUCUCUGUUAAUUAAAGGCUUGUUUUAAUCAAAAUGACAUUGCCCACUAUUUUGAACCAAGGUCACACAGAUGCAUUUAAUCUCGGCAUCAAAUAUACAUCCAUGCAAAAAGAUCCCUGCCAUUCAAUGUAUAAAUAAGGCCCAUCAACAAAAAAAUAAUGCAACACUUUAAAUAUCUUCUCAGGAUAAAGUGGCCAAUGUUUGGUGCACCGUAAGUGUUUUUUUCAAAGUAAAGGCAGUGCUGUCAGCAGAAACUCAACUUAAACUAAGGUAAGUAAGAAUAGAAGUCCAUAGCAACUUUCAAGUCUGAAUUAUGUUACACUGUUGGUAGGAUCACAAGAUAGUAUUUUAAAACAAUGUAAUAAUAUUGCCCUCUCUAUGGUGGUUCCCACGUCUGUGGAAUGCCCUCCCCUUAUGGUUAUGAGUAGUGCCAACAUUGUUAUCAUUUCAAUGCCAGCUGAAGACUUAUAUCUGCCCAGGCAUUUUAAGUUUUGCAAGUUGAUUGCUAUUUAACUUGCUUUGUUUUUUCUAGCUGCUUUGAUGGUUUCUUUUACAAUUUAUUGUUUGUUUUAUGAUUUGGUUGGUUGGUGUUUAUUUCAUUUUGUGUUCUGUACCUUACUCUUGAAUCUGUAUUGAUGAAGGACAGGUUAUACAUAUUUUUAAAUAAUAAAUACAUUAAAUGUCAGAUUCUGGCACUGGUUCAGCCAUCUGCAUGGAAACAGAGUUGAUUUAAACAGUAGUGUCAUGUGGUUGUUUUCUGCUUGUUUAAUUUGUAAGUUUAAAAUUAGGAAAUUCAAAACAGGAACCUUAUUUGUUUUUUAGUGCAGGUAUGAAAAAAUCAGGUUUGAUCCAUAGUUUUAAGAAGGUGAAUCCAUUGUUACUGAGAUAGCAUUUUUAAUACAUUAUGUUAUGUUCAGCUUUGCCUUAACAUUCCUGACUGCACUUCCCAGUUGCAUAAAACUAACUCUGCAGCCUUCUAUCAAAGGAUUUAAAUAUGCUUUGGUAAGUGUUUAAUGAACUUUUUUUUUUUAAUUUAAUGUAAUGUUUGUAUGUUUUAUAAAAGAAACAAAUAUCUUUCUCCAUUCACACUCUGUUCAGUUUCAUAGAACAACAUAUAUAUGUACCAUAUGAUCUCUUCCAAUAGGAAACCAAAAACCUGGCCAUUCUGAGUAACCAUAGGUGCUGUAUCUCAGACCAGUCUGACUGCUCAUUAUUCUUGUUUGCGCACCAAAACAUGGUGCUCUAGAAACAGAUUAUGAAGUUGGAAUCAUCCAUACGUCAUAAGACUUAUUGCUUUCCUUCCCACAAAUACGUAUGUACAUAUGAACGCACACACAAUCAUAUAUAGGAUGAAAAUAUACCACAGAAUGGAAAUUAGGAUGAGGCGGCAAAAUAUGCACAGAAAUUGCUAUAUAGACCAUUUGGCCUAUGCAGGAAAUCUGGAGCAAUGUCACCCUGGCAGAUGACUGUCUGGCCUCUGCAUGAAUUCCUCUAGUGAGGGGAGCCCACUACUCUCAAGGUAAUUGGUGCUAUUGAGAAACUUCUGAAGUCUAUCCUCCCGUAAGUUAUGCUUAUUACACCCUUGUUCUGCCCUUUGGGACAGCAGAGAACAAAUUUGUUUAAAAGCUUAUGAUGCAAUUUAUCUGGUUCUAAAGACAUCUAGCUCACCUAAAGUAGCUAGGUAUUUCCUGACCAACUUGGAACCACAACUCCUAACCUCUCACCAUAGAUAUAAUUAUAGAAUUGUAGGGUUGGAAAAGGUUCCAAGGGUCAUCUAGUCCAGUGUUCCCCAACCUUGGGCCUUCAGCUGUUUUUGGACUACAAUUCCCAUCAUCCUUGACCACUGGUCUUGCUAGCGAGGGAUGAUGGGAGUUGUAGACCAAAAACAGCUGGAGGCCCAAGGUUGGGGAACACUGAUCUAGUCCAACCCCGUGCAAUGCAGGAAUCUCAGCUAGAUCAGACCUGAUGGAUGAUACAUGAUCAGUCAUGCUACUUGUGCAAGGUUGCACACUUAAAAGUUAUUUGGGCAGUGGAGUUCAUCUAUUCAUGUCACAUGGAUCGUCACAUAUUAAUCUAGAUUAAGGAGAACCAACUCCGCCUCCUGGGAAUGAGGAAGCCUAAUUAAAUAAACAUUUAUGUGGUAGCCUAAACAACUGCAAUCCCAUUAGCAGGCCUGUUGGUCCAAAUUGCCCAAAAAGACUCAUAAAUCAGAUGACUAAUAUUAUAGGCUUGGAGAAUAGCCACUGUAUUGUGAUGCUCAAGGUUCUUUUUUUACCUGUGCCUUAUGUUAAUAAUCUCUGAUAAACAGCCACCCUUGUCUCCGUUACUUAAUUUUUGAAGUUUAUCUGUCAUUGCAUGCUGAAGCUUUGCCUAAAUAGUCACACAGUACUUUUAAAAGGAUCAGUAAAGUUACUCCGCUGUGCUACUUUGUAUUUCUUAAAAGUUACUUAAAACACUCUUAACAGAACACAAUUAUAGCAGUCCUCCAGCAAUACGUAAGUGGUAUUCUUCAAAUUGCUGAAGGGAAGGGAACUGCCUUUAAUUUUUUAUUCUAUAAUUUUUCUUCAAAAUACUUUAAUCGUGCAAAAAAGCCGAGCUGGAUUUAAGGAAGUUUGACUGGUCCAGCAACACAGGGCACAGAGUCCUAUGUGUAUCACAUUCUACAAUAAUGUAGAAUGGAAGAUGGGGUGGGGGAUAAUUUUUUUGUGUUGCACAGGCUGCCGCUGAAAUUUGAGACCUCAAGUCUCAAAAAAGCCUUGUAUGGAUGAGUGUUCACUUCUUAUUUUGCUUUUUUUCCAGAUCAAUAUUACUUGUAAAAAAUAACAGUCAUUAUUGCAAUAACUUUAAAAAGGAACUGUGCUUUUCUCUCGAAUGUUGUUUUUAUACUGCAACUUAAAAAUAUUUCAUACACUUAGUUAUGGUAACAUACCCAUUUUAAAUGUACUUGAAAAUAAGGAAAAGUGGUCUUAAGCACAGUGACAUUUCAAGCAGAAUCCUGUGACCUGGCGCUCUCCAGAUAUUGUUGGGCUACAGCUCGCAUCAACCCUCACCAUUGGCAAUGGAAAUUGUAGUCCAAACAUCUGGAACACUAUGUUGGGAAAGCCUGCUUCUAUGGAUACAUGUAAGCUGUUCCUGAAUAGCAAAAGCAUCCUCUACACGUUCCUGUCGAUGGAAAUAUAAACAGUACUUGUUGCCUCUGUGUUAACACUUGUUACCUUUGUUUUUAACAGGUUAGCUGUGCAUUAUCCUUCUUCCUAUUCUCAUUCCAAGUGCAUGAAAAAUCUAUUCUUCUAGUUUCAAUGUAAGUUGCAUUUUCUGCUUUAAAAAUAUAUUGCAUCAUUAUCUGUUGAAAUGGGAAGUAAAUAAACAGCACAUCUGAUGAAGUGGAUCAUGGGAUCAGAUCUAGAAUCGGGCUCCAGCAUCUAUGCAAGGGUACAUCUUGAAUGUGCCGAAGCACAAGAGAAUUGGUUCAACUAAAUAACAUUAUUCCCUUUGCCCAGGGUGCAUGAAAGGGUAUUUAGUAUACCUGGCCAAAGGAGGUGCCUUCUAUGUCUUAUUUUUGAAAAGCUAAAUGUUUUAGAAUGCAUUGUUGUCUUCCAUCCUUUUUUAUUUUUACACCCAUCAUGUAAGAAGUAGACUUGGGAAGUAGGAAAAGUGUGGGGAGGUGGAAAAAGUGACAGCUCUAAAAUUGAUCCACAUGCUUCAGAGAUGGCUUUUGCCAAGUUCACAAGAUGCUGAACAUGCAUUGAAGUCACAUGCUCAGCAGGAACCGUAGAACCAGGUUCCUAUAUCACAGAAAUGUCAAAUCUGAGAUUUUGGGAUAUACUUGGGACUGAAGAGCAGUUUUUGCAUCUGUAAGUCUGUUUGCCCAGAAUGUUAAACCAUGGUGUAGUGCUACAUGCUUCAGCUGAAACGAAUCUGAGCAAGACUCAGGCUUGCACGCUACUCCUUUCCUCCUGCAUAGCUGGAAGGAUGUUUCUAGUAUUUACUUUCCGGCUUCUUUGGAAAGUGUCUCGUUUUAUCCAGACCGACAAACUGUAGUUAAACCAGCCAGCUUCAGAAACCAUGAUUUUAAAGCUGGCUUGUUUUGAAACUGAAAUGUUGUCAGUAUGUCUUUCAUUAUCUUCAUUAUCAAGCCCUUCAGUUAACUACUUUCAGAAACAGUGGUACCUUGGUUUGCAUACUUCUUGGUUUGCAUACAUUUUGGAUUACAAACACUUCUAACCUGGAAGUGCGUGUCCUGGUUUGCAACCUUUUUUUGCAUUACAACCCAUUUUUUUGGGAUUACAACCCAUUUUUUUGGGAUUACGAACAAAUUUUUUUGGGAGGCCGCAUUGGCGAAAGCGCCCCUUGGGUUACAACCUGUUUUAGUUUACAAACGGACCUCCAGAACAGAUUAUGGUUACAAUCCAAGGGUACCACUGUAUUUGCUUGCAUGGGUCUGUCAGAAUUGCUCUUAUUGACAAGGGAUGGGAUAUGGCUGAGUGAUAGAACACGUCCGCACGCAGUAUGUCCCUGGUUCAAUUUCUUGUUUUCUCCAGUUAGAGCUGGAAAAGGCUCCUGCCAGAAACGCUGGAGCCAGUCAGCACUGACAUUACUAAGCAAGAUGGGCCUCAUGGUCUGACUUGGUAUAAGGCAGCUUCCUGUGUUAAAAAUGAGUCAAGUAGUAGUAAGGAGUGGGACUUGCAAUAGAAUGUUGAAGUGUGGGGUGACAGUAUUGAAUAUGCCAGCCAGCCAAGCUUUCUUCCAUUUUCUAGGUUCACUAUAUUUUGCUUUGGUUCCUUUGCCAGUGCCUCAUCCCCUGACAUCCCACAUUCAGUAGCUACUGUGCAUACUCAGCUCUCCCCUUACAGUUUCCCCUACUAAAUAUUGCUAAUGCCUUUAUCUUGGUUUCUCAGUGGCCUUGUUUUGGUUACAGUUCUGGUGGCACUCACCAUUUGGAUUUUCUGUUGCUAUAUAUACAUGAUUGUAAGAAUAGUAAGUGGUGUUAACACUUCACUUACCCCCAUAGGAAGGUGCAUAAACAAUCUCCAUGUGCAAUUUAUUUUACUCUGUUGCCCUAAUGGGCUGCUUGGCCAUUAUUGUUAUGUAUUGUGUAUUAAUGUGCUUGUGGUCUGUAUUCUAAAUAAAUGCCCCUUACUCUUGUUUUGCGUCACUUUCGUUAAAACAAAAAAAUAAUGUAUGAUGUAGCAGCUCCGCUAUCAACUAAUUGAAAUGUUACCUUGACAAUGUUUAUGUAGGUUUUAUUUGCUUUUCCCCAUAGACCCGUCUGCUUAGUUAUACAUGAAAUUCCUUUUAUGUCUACAUGGUUUCUACUUGUUUCAACCUUCAGGUGAGUUUGAAUAUUAGUAUUUCUAAAUAAUUCUAACUUGAGUUUAUUGAGAACUUCCCACACCCUUAUAUAUUGUUGGGCAAAUAACCAUGAUAGGGCAUGAACUAACUUGUCUCUUUCUCCACAGCAUGCUCCCCCUUCUCCUGAAGGAUGGCCUGCUCCUGCCAUAUAUUGUGACAACACUGGCCUUUCUCACAGUGUGUGCAACUUCUUUUUCAAUAUUUGAAAAUACUUCUGAGGACGAUAUGCAGCUAAAACUUUUCCCCACUUCCAUUAGACGAUGCAUUCCAUGGUUCAGAACAUUCUCAAAGGUUAUUAGGAGUUCAGUAAGUAACUCUUACAAAAACCUUGUCUUUUAUCCACUGAUUUGUCUAAGGGGUAGAUGCUUUCCUUUUGUUUAUGCGUUUUAAACAUAAGCUACUGUAUAGCUGCCAAGGUCCCCAGUCACACCACUGCCAUGAUUCCCACCGUGUGCAGAUGCUGCUGGUGAAGAAAAUUGCUGGAACAUUUUAAGCAGUUAUCUGGGGCAGCAUCUGACACUUUUAGUGUGGCAUGAAGAAGCUGCAGCAUGCCUUGGCUGGCACUUAACAAAACAACCCUGCAGUUUGGCCAUUAUGUACAAACCAACCAACUGUGGUUAACAUUGAAACAAGCAUCAAGAAAAGAGGAGAGGGAAGGAUAUGAGUAGAAAGUUUGAUCCAGCUCAUUUGGGCUUGUUCACCUCACACUAAACCAUGGUUAGAUUCGGCAUCCUAAUAUGGCUGACGUGACCAUGUUUGCAUCAACCCUGGCAAUUGGUACAUAAGAUGUCAUGUUAGAGACACAUUGUAUUUUCUGAAAUAUCUUCCAUAAGGAUGAUGAAAACAGAGCACCUAAGCAAUGAAACGACUUAUUGGACAUUGUAAAUCAGUGAUAACCAGUGUACCUUUUCUCUCUCCUUUCAGUUCCUUGUCUCAAUAACUCUGAUGGGCAUCCUGACUUUAAUGAGUGCUACAUUGGAUCCUCCACAAAGGCUACCAGAUUUAUUUCCUCUAGCUGUCUCUGCUGUAUCCUGCUUGCACUUUCUAUUCUUCUUGCUAUAUUUUAAUGUCAUUGCAAUAUGGGAAUCAAGAGAUAGCCGAAAUCAGAAAAAAACCAAUUAG